AUGAACCAGGAAGUAUUGAACUUAGUUUUCUCACAGAUUUUGACAAAUUGCACUUCCUUGGUGGAGUUGAUGUUGGAACGAAAUAAAUUGAGUGGCACCUUACCCAAUUCUAUUGGAAAUCUUUCAAACUCUUUGAAAAAACUUGCUGUAUCUGAAAGAAGUAUUGAACUUAGUUUUCUCACAGAUUUGACAAAUUGCACUUCCUUGGUGGAGUUGAUGUUGGAACGAAAUAAAUUGAGUGGCACCUUACCCAAUUCUAUUGGAAAUCUUUCAAACUCUUUGAAAAACCUUGCUGUAUCUGAAAGCCAACUAAUUGGUACAAUUCCUAAAGAGAUUGGUUCUUUGAGGAAUUUGACUUCACUUGCAUUGGCUAACAAUAAUCUGAAUGGAAACAUGCCCUCAACUCUUGGUGAAAUUAAAAGCAUGCAAAGGUUGUAUCUUGGUGGUGACAACUUUCAUGGAUCAAUUCAAAAUGAGAUUUGCCUUUUGAGCAACUUAGGGGAACUUUAUGCAGAGCUAAGCAAGUUAUCUGGAUCGAUCCCAAGUUGCAUUGAAAAUCUUAGAAGUUUGCAGAUACCUAAGUCUCUUGAGGAACUUUCACAUAUCCAAUACAUGAAUUUCUCUUGCAAUAAGUUGGCUGGAGAGAUUUCAAAUGAAGUGCAGUUCAAGAACCUCACACCAUGGUCUUUCAUGGAGAAUGAGGCACUUUGUGUUGGGAAAAUGAUUUAA
Camellia sinensis is the source of this 729-nucleotide messenger RNA. The record is from RefSeq and is a predicted model, not a curated record. Lineage: Eukaryota; Viridiplantae; Streptophyta; Magnoliopsida; Ericales; Theaceae.